Microdochium trichocladiopsis is the source of this 3006-nucleotide messenger RNA. RefSeq lists its product as uncharacterized. The transcript is spliced from 2 exons. The record is from RefSeq and is a predicted model, not a curated record. NCBI's taxonomy places the organism in Eukaryota, Fungi, Ascomycota, Sordariomycetes, Xylariales, Microdochiaceae. Bases 1 to 3006 code for a protein of 1001 amino acids.
AUGUCUGACCCUCGAUACCGUUACCCGCCGUCGGGUCGCCGGUCUCCCACCUUCAAUCCUGCUCGGGCCUCUCUUCCCGUGAGCCUUGGCUACAACUCGACCUACUCUGGCGACCUCCAUACCAUCCAGACUGCUCGCUACGACAACAUCAUUCCUCGAUAUCCCGCAGACCCGCGCUCUCCCAUGCCGACCACCAUCACCACCUACAAUGUCACCAAAGACCCCAUCACACGCAGCUCAAGCCACAACGAGCAUCGUCAUGGCCGACACCGCUCCUCGACCCUCGAGUCGCGGCCGUCCAAGCCCAUCAUCGUCACAACCAACCACCCACGGCCCUCCGGAUCCUCCCACCAUUCUUCGUCCUCCCACCAGUCCUCAAGCAACCGAACUGCAAGUCCCUCCCGUGACCACUAUCGUGCCAACGAAGAGGCUUACUAUACCCAGCCUGCCUCCUCCCAUCGGUCCCGCAGCGCCCAACGUCAUGGCCACAGCCACAGCCACAGCCAGAGUGCCACGUUCGACAAUGACGAAUUCUAUCGCUUGCGUGAGCGAGUCGGAGACGAUAGACUUCGAGCUCCCUUCCGAGCUAGUACCCUGGACCCAUACCGACCCGGCCAUCACCAGGUUCCCUACUCGACUACCCGACACAACACCACCUCGGCGAUCGGCUACGAAGACGACGGUUACGAGUAUACAAAACCAAGUGAUCUAGCUCGGUACGAUCUGGACCACGACCACUCCCGCAGGGCAUCUCGAGAUAGCUUUGAUCGCUCGUACCACCGGCCAUCAGUCAAUGUUGUCAGCAACGAGCCAGCGCGACCCGAAGGCCGUGGCCGGAAGCCACCUCCUACAUCUGCUGGGUUGGACCGCUACAACCGGGCCGCUGCCUCGGGAAUGUACGAUCGCCCAAGUGUAGCCAUGCCGAGCCUGCCUGGUGGAAGCACUGCGCCUUUAGUCGACUCAACCCGCCGUCUUGAAGGACCCGGAAACUCGUCUCUAGAGCGCGCGGCUUCCAAGACCCGUCCUGUGUCGCUAUACCAGGACCCCUCACCUCGGAUGAGCUACCCAGACGACAACGUUCGUGCUCGAGACGACGAGCGUCUGCACAGAGAGCGACGAGAGCGAGACCGCGAUGAUGUAUAUCGGGAUGAGAAUAUUGCUACUCGAGGUUUCGGGAUCCGCACCGACACUUUUGACGACGCCGAGCGCCGUGGACGCCGGGACCACGAUGACCGGGAGUACAAGAGGGCUUCCGACGAGACUUUGGAUCGAGCCCGGAGCAGGAGCCACAUUGCAAUCCCUGACACGCGACCGAGGACUCGUGUAGAUCAAAGCGUCGAACGCAAGGACAGCGUCGAUAGCAAGGACAGCAGCCGCAGCGAACGUGUCCGCGACAAGGUCGCGUCCGGACUCAGUGUGGCAGCUGCGGCGAUGGGGCUUGGUGCCUUGAAAGACAAGGGUAAAGAUGAAGACAAGGACGCCAAGACGUCACCAAGACGCCGCCGCUCUUCGUCGGUCGAUCAGACCACGUCCAGAGCUGCCGAGAGGUAUCGGCCCCGUGACGCAGCAGACGCGAAAGGAGCGCGGGACGACCCCAUCAUCGUGGAGCAGCAGCAGAGACGAGCACGCGAAUCAGCCGAGCAGACAGCCACUCGGCGAGAGUCACCCGAUCAGCUGAAGCCAGCCUCAAAAAUCGAGCCUGUCGUGGGAGAGCAACGGCGAAGCCGCGAGGAUGUGGACGACAGAACUGGCAGAGACGACCACAUCAUCACCGAGACACGGCGUGAGGCACCGAAGGAACGUGCAGAACAGCGACCACGUGCUCAGUCUAUUACUCGUGAUCGUGAUCAAGACCGCGAGCGCCAAGACAAAGAGCGUGAUAGAGAGCGGGAGAAAGAGCGUGACAGAGAGCGGGAAAAGGAGCGGGAGAAAGAGAGGGAGCGACGUGCGACCGAUAAUGACCGUGACCGCCACCGGCGAGAGACCGAAGAUGCCCUCAAUGGAAGCACUGGUAACACCAGGCGUGAGUCACCGCCAUCUGAUGGAGCUUCUGACGUUACCCGUCGACGAACGCAUCGUGCCUCGGCCGCUGCUUUCAACCCGCUGGACACACAAGGGCUCAUGGACCUCAAAGCAGAGCUCGCUGCGAAGGAGAGCGCUGACAAGCAGAAAGACCGAAGCUCCGACCGGGGUCGAGCUGCUGACCCUGCACCUUCCUUGACUUCGGAGGAGAAGCGCAGCUCUAAGGAGCAGGACGUGGUGGCACCUGUACACCCGCGGGACGAGUCGCGUUCUCCAAGAGGCCACGAAGAGCCACGGGGCCGCACCCCUGCGCCAGUGCCCAGUCCAGACGACAAAGAGAAGCAGGUCCGUGUAGUGUCGCCACCUCGGGACAAGUCUGCGCACAAGCCUAUCAAGGGUAUCCUCAAGCAGCCCACAAGAGUGUUCCCAGAGGAGGACAACCCGAUCCGAGAGGGUGUCGCCCCCCACAAAGACGACAAGACCAAGAAGGAUGUGCCGUCGGGUGCCAGGUGGACCAAGAUUAAUCGCCGAAUGGUCAAUCCAGAGGCACUGACCAUCGGCAAGGAGCGGUUCGAGGUGCGGGACGAUUUCGUGAUUGUCCUCCGUGUUCUGAGCAAGGAGGAGAUCCAGGCUUAUGCUACUGCUACGGCACAGCUCAGAGAGAUGAGACGAAAGCAGGCGGAUCGGGAUGGCGAUCGCACUCGGGAACACGAUGAUGACCGCGACCGCAGCGAUGAGGACAGACGCCGGCGCAAGGAUCAUUCACGGCGUGAUCGUGACGACGACGACGACUACCGGAGAGGGGGGCGGGACAGGGACGACCGCGAGCGCCGCCACCGCCACCGCGGUGAUUCGGACGAAGAAGAGCAUCGGCCCAAGAUGAUUGGGUAUGACGAGGAGCAUGACCACGGGCACAGCCGGCACCGGAGUCACCGAAACGACGACGACGCCUCAAACACUGGGGGUGGCAGCGAAAGGCGAUGA